AUGUCGUGGAAAUUUACAGCGACAAAAUUCAAAAACACGACGCCGAAGCUUCCGAAGAAGGAGGUAGGAGACUCAUUGAUUUCUUUUUUUUUUUUGUGAACGUGACAGGGUUGCAAUUAGGCUUUUUAGAAUGUAAAACAAAUGUUGUCACCCUUAUGUACCCUUUUGUUGCCGCCCGUUUGCAUGAAUGCUGCCGCUGCCGCUGCCCCCGCAUCCAUUUUCUGUUUUGUGUACGUCUGUUUUGCUUGGUUUCCAGGAUGGUCCGGAAGAAUGGCUGAUCGGAAGCGACGAGCCACCGCUGAGCCAUCGCCUGAAGUCGGACGACGAAUCGGAGCGGCGGCAGCAGCAGCAGCAGCAGCAGAAUGUGGUCACAUGCAAACUUAAAAUCCACACGGUCCGUUCACCAGCACACACCUUUCUUUUGUUUAAUCGACGAUUCGUCCUGACUGAUUGUGUCUUGUUGUCCUCGUUUCUCCACUUUUUUUUUGUUCAAUGACUCGUCCAGCACAAAAAUUGCAAAAAUGAGUGUUAGGCCCUAAAACUCGACAAUCUGUUUGCAGGACACGAUCUUCGACGUGCCCGUCGGCAAUCUCUCGUGCACCGACAAUGGAAUCCACGCUUCCGCCGACUUUUUGGCGUUUCACAUUGAGGGCGAAGGCGGAAAGAUGGGCGUGCUGCCGAUCGGCGCGAAGGGACGCCGCACGCGCAACGACAUUGGCAUCAUUGCGGCGCACGGAGGUACUGAGGAGAGGCGUGGGAAAUCUGGGGAUUUUAGACGACAAUUGAUUGAAAUGCGAGAUUAUUGGCAAAUUUUGCACUGAAAGUUGGCCUAGCAAAGAGAUCUUACCUUACGCCAACUUCAAUAUUUCCGUUUUCAGAACAAGUCAGCGAUUUCGGCUUCAUGACGUACGCGGACCAGUUGCUGGCGACGUGCAGCCGCGACGAGCCCGUCAAAAUCUGGACGCUGUCGCGCGAGUCGAGCCCCCAGCUGGCGACGGACCUGGACGUUGGCGGCGGCGUGAUCGUCGAAUGCCUGCGCGCGCACUCGACGGCCGACAAUCUGCUGGCGCUCGGCUCGCACAACACGGUCAUGCUGGCGGACAUUUCGACGCGGAAGGUGGUAGCCGAGAUGAGCGGAGUCACCGACAAGGUCCAGUCGAUGGACUGGAGCGAGGACGGACGUUUGCUCGCCGUCUCGGGCGACAAGGGCCGUCAAAUUGUGGUGUUCGAUGCGCGCGCGUCGGCCGAACCGAUUCAGACGAUGGAGGGCCACGGAGGGAUGGGCCGCGAGGCGCGCGUGCUCUUCGCCGCCGAUCGACUCAUCAGCACCGGAUUCACCAAUGUAAGCUUUGGCUCAAAAAUCAGCAAAAACCAUUAAGGAUGAGCAGCCACGCGGCCUCGUAAACUUCCAUCAACGGGACGGUGUUCGGCCUGAACUUAUAACGUUUUUGUCAUUCUUUUCCGGCGAAAUUUUGAAAAAUUUCGUUGGAAAUUAUUUUUAGUCUGAAAAUCAGCGAAAACCUUGUGACUUUUUGCAGAAACGUGUCCAGGAGGUGCGCGUCUACGACACUGGCAAAUGGGGUGCGCCGAUCCACACGCAGGAGUUCGUCUCGACGACGGGCGUGCUCAUUCCGCACUACGAUCCGGACACGAAGCUCGUCUUCCUCUCGGGCAAGGGCACCAACAAACUGUUCAUGCUCGAGAGCCAGGACCGUCAGCCGUUCCUGUCGCACGUGUUCGAGUUGACGCUGCCCGAGCAGACGCUCGGCGCAACGAUGGGCGCGAAGCGGCGGGUGCGCGUGAUGGACGGCGAGGUCGAUACGUACUACCAGCUGACGAAGAGCUCGAUCGUGCCGACGCCGUGCAUCGUGCCGCGCCGCUCCUACCGCGACUUCCACGCCGACCUUUUCCCGGAGACGCGCGGCGCCGAGCCGGGAUGCAGUGCCGCGGAGUGGCUGAGAGGAACGAACGCGGCGCCGCCGAGAGUGAGCAUGGCACCCACGCAGAACUCGGUCUCGCCGCCGCCCCCAGAGCCAAAUCCGCCGGCGGCUCCAAUCCAGCAGCAGCAGCAGCAAGUGGCUCCGCCGGCUCCACGUCCGAUGGCCGCGCAAAACGGACACGCGACGACGACAACGACGAAUGCGCGAAAGGAGGAAGUUCGCGAGCUCGACUAUGGACACGUUGAGAAGGAGAAUGGGCGGAGCGCGCCGACGAGCAGCACACAAAUCACGACGUCGCCCGUUUCGACCAUCUCGCCGGAGCCGAUCAGUCAGAAGCCGACGCCGUCAGCUUUCACCCCCGUCACUGGAUCCGUCUCGACGCCCUCCACAAUCGGACCGACGUUUGGAGAGAAGCCAAAGGAGGAGGUUGUCAACUUCCGCAAACCGAUUGGCGCGUCGAACCGCGUGCCGCUCAACCAGCGCGUCCGUCCGAAGUCGUGUGUCGUCGGCCAGAUCACCUCGAAGUUCCGACACGUGGAAGUCGAGCAGGGCCAGAAAUCGUCGCGCAUCUUCUCAAACCUUCGGAACGUGAACACGCGCUUGCCGCCCGAGUCGAACGGCGUCUGCUGCUCGAACCAGUUCGCCGCGGUUCCCCUCGCCGGACUCGGCGUCGUCGGCAUUUACAAUGUGGAUAAACCGGAAAAACUGGCGGACGGAGUGAUGGACGGAAUAUUCAACAAGGUGCAGAUCACGGAUCUCCAGUGGAAUCCGUUCGACGCCGGACAACUCGCUGUCGGCACCGAUUGCGGGCAGAUCAACCUGUGGCGCUUCACGGACGCGGACGGACCGCGCAACGAGAUGGAGCCGGAGCGGACGAUUAAGAUUGGCGGCGAGAAGAUUGUUUCGAUGCGAUGGCACCCGCUCGCCCAGGACCUUAUGGCGGUGGCCCUGUCGAACAGCUCUGUCGAACUGUGGGACUUGUCGGAGCCGCGUCUCUACUCGCGAUUCGUGAAGCACACUGGCGGCAUUCUGAGCAUUGCGUGGUCCGCCGACGGACGGCGCAUCGCUUCGGUCGGACGCGAUGCGGUUCUCUAUGUGCACGAGCCGGCGAGCCCUGAGCAAAAGUGCUACGAGCGGAAGGCGGUGGUCGAGUCGACGCGGGCCGCGCGUGUUCUGUUCGCGUGCGACGAUCGCAUUAUCAUCGUGGUCGGCAUGACGAAGAGCUCGCAACGGCAGAUUCAGAUGUACGACGCGACGACGACCGAUCUUCGACACAUCUACACGCAGGUCAUCGACCAGGCGACACAGCCGCUCGUCCCUCACUACGACUACGACUCGAACGUGCUGUUCCUGAGCGGAAAGGGCGAUCGCGUCGUGAACAUGUUCGAAGUGAUCUACGAUUCGCCGUACCUCCUGCCGCUGCUGCCGUUCAUGUCGCCCGUCGGCGGCCAGGGAAUCGCGUUCCAUCAGAAGAUCAAGUGCAACGUGAUGGCCGUCGAAUUCCAGCUUGGAUGGCGGCUCUCGGACAAGAGUCUCGAGCAGAUUGGCUUCAAAGUACCGCGCGUGAAGAAGGACGUCUUCCAAGACGAUCUGUUCCCCGACGCGCUCGUCACGUGGCAACCGGUCACGACGGCCGCCAAAUGGAUGGCCGGACACGACGUGGCGCCCGUCUUCAGAUCGCUCAAACCCGACGGAGUUGGAUCGUCGAGUAAGUUGCUGCAGAAUUUGGUUUACCGCUGAAUUUUUAGUCUUUUUGCCUUCUACGUUUCUCCGAAAAUCGCUCUUUUUGCAGUCCCUCGUCCGAUGGCCGCCUCGAUCCGUCACUCGGAACUGCCGGCCGCGUCUUCUUCCUCGGUCACGCCUCCGUCGACGUCGUCGCAAUCAGAGCAGAACAAGCCGCUGCCGACGCCGUUGUCCCGCAACAUGCAGAGCUGCGCCGUCGAAAGCGCCGCGCACAAGCCGGAUCUGAAGCAGGUAGGAAACGGAGGAGCAGUAGAAGAAGGAGAGGAAGUGCGAGGAAACGGAGGGACCGGGUCCCUUUUGGCCCAUGAAGUCGGGGUUCCGACUUGGGGAGAAGAAGAAGAGGAGGAAGAGGAGGACGAUGUAAGAGAGUUUUCAGACGAGAACCCAACAAAUUUUCUGAUUCAGGUCAUUGAAACUUAUUUGUAACUGAUAAUAUCACUCGGUAAGCCGCUCGGUUCACCUUUUUCAUUAUCCUCCGAUCGUUGGGUUCAAAUUGGUCCACUUUUGACUCAUUUGUGAUUAUCCGAUCGAAAAAAAACUUCAAUCCAAGUCCAAAAAGCCUGUAAAGUUUGGGCCCGAUCGGAUAAUUGCAAGUGGGUCAAAAGUUUUCGCCUCGCUAUUUUCGCUUUUUUCAAUUUUUGAGUUUUUGGCUGUAAAGUCUGGAAAUUUCGUCUGGAAUGGCUUUUCCUCCUCCACCUCUUUCUUCUUCUCCUUCUAUUUCCCGCCGUCGGUAUCGUCGCUUGUGACAGUCUCGGACACGCUUUUCCGGAAAAACGAUGCAAAUUCGGUCUAUUGCGAAUUUGCAUCGUAUUUUCGAAAAAAUCAAGCCCUGUUAGUGCUAAAAUGGCAAAUUUUCACUUUCUUUGCCAGGGCACUCCAAUUUUUGCGCCUCAAACUCAAUUUUUUGCAGGUCGCCGCUGCCUGGUCGACAAAAAUCGACGUGGACACGCGUCUGGAGCAAGAUCACAUGGAAGGCGUCGACGAGAGCGAAUGGAAUCAGUAG
Messenger RNA from Caenorhabditis sp. 36 PRJEB53466, 4686 nucleotides. The record is from the annotation of a GenBank genome assembly. Lineage: Eukaryota; Metazoa; Nematoda; Chromadorea; Rhabditida; Rhabditidae.